Messenger RNA from Penicillium chermesinum, 762 nucleotides. Its product is annotated as putative MFS monocarboxylate transporter. The transcript is spliced from 4 exons. The coding region runs from base 1 to 762 and encodes 253 amino acids. Gene Ontology annotation, cellular component: fungal-type vacuole membrane. Lineage: Eukaryota; Fungi; Ascomycota; Eurotiomycetes; Eurotiales; Aspergillaceae. The record is from RefSeq and is a predicted model, not a curated record.
AUGUGGGCUGCUAAAAGUGUCUCCGGUGUGGCGUUGCCAUUUACCGCGAGUGCUAGUCUUGAUCGAUUCGGUUCGAGUACCACGCUAAGAGCUUGGACUGUUGUCACAUUCGUGAAGACUGUCUUGUCACUCCCCUUUAUGAAGCCUCGGAUCCCAGUCUCGCCCUCUGCAUCUCCUCGCCGACUUGAUCUCAGGUUCCUCAAGCUGAGCAGUUUCUGGGUGCUUCAAACUGGCAACAUCAUCCAAGGGUUUGGAUAUUUCUUGCCGUCAACAUACCUGCCCUCCUAUUCCACAACAACAGUGCCAAUGGGUACGAUGCUCAUUGCCCUUUUCAGCGGGACUUCGAUAUUUGGUGGCAUAGUUAUUGGGUGGCUCUGUGACCGGUUUGCUAUCAACAACGUUCUCCUGUUCUCCUCUGUUGGGUCCGCGUUGUCUGUCUUUCUGUUCUGGGGGUUGGCUUCUGCAGGCCAGUCAUCGCCCAACACUGCCUUAACAUUGCUAACCCUGUUCUCUGUAUCCUAUGGUUUCUUUGCUGGUGGAUUUAGUUCGACAUGGUCUGGAGUCAUCACCCAUAUUAAGCGGGAUUCUUCUUCCUCUUCCAUGGACACUGGCUUCGUAUUUGGUCUCCUGGCUGGUGGACGGGGGGUUGGAAACGUGCUGGGUUCAGUCGGGGCAGCCCGUGCUCAUGAGGCCACUGGUUAUGGUACUCGAUAUGGGACGCUUAUCAUAUUUACUGGUGUGACAGCCCUUUUCGGCGCCUGA